GGGUAACAACUUUCUUUUCUCAUGUGUAUUACGUGAUCUUUAGCAUUGGGGCUAUCCUCUAUAGAGUAAUUAUUUUCUUGAGCUGUAAAAAUGUAUUCUUCAUCUCGUAUUCCUGCCCAUGUUCAAACACCUGCUCAGGAGAGUAUCUGCAAUCCGCCAUUUUCUCUUCUUCUCAAUGCAGUUGUAGCGCACGUCGCGGCCACAAGAGGGAGACACAGCACAACCUACUGCUGCGCAUCUUCCAUCCUGUACAGGAGGACACUCGUUUCCUUCAGGGGUCAUAUCAUCAAGCUGGGCCGCCUUUACAGCAAGUCUUUACUGACAGUUUGUAGCUUCAUUUUUUCAAGUUUCUUGGCUGUUGCUUCCAUUAUUGAUAAAAUAAGCACACAACUUCAACACAAAAAGUUGAAAUAAGUCACGUUUAGGUUGGCCUCUACUUUUUACAGUCUAUGGUUGGCCUAUGUGUUUAAGUUGUGACGUACAUGGUUAUUUUGCCCCUGUGUGCAAAACGUUUCAUAACACCAAUAGCAUUAAGACGAGGACUGAAAUCCCCUAAUUUCAGAAUAACUUAGUGUAAUUUCCACCCACAGAUUCAGCAAGUGUACGCUCAUGCGUAAACACACAGACCUUUGAAGUGGCCCUCUGUCACCACAUGGCAAAUCCCCCUGGUGUGAUCCCUCUGUCCAUUUGGCCACAAGACCCACACUGGAUUGUGGUGAACAUCCAUCUGUGCAGUCGUCAGAGCCACUCUCCUGCCCUGUGGCGGCUUAACGUUGGUGUCUCAGAUAAGCAUGCAAUCAAUGGAAAUCCCACUGUGGAGCCUUUUCCAGACAGCAUGGAGACCAUCAUGUUUGGUAUGGGCUGUUUCUGGGGAGUGGAGAAACUUUUCUGGAGGCUUCCAGGAGUCUUCUCCACACAGGUGGGCUACGCUGGAGGCUUAACACCAAACCCCUAUUACGAAGAGGUCUGCACAGGUUUGACGGGUCACACUGAGGUGGUCCGGGUGGUCUUCUCCGCAGAGGACAUCAGCCUCAAGGAGCUACUGAAAACCUUCUGGGAGAACCACGACCCUACACAAGGUAUGAGGCAGCACGCUGACCACGGUACUCAGUAUCGCUCUGCCAUUUACACAUCCAGCCCCACUCAGCAGGAGCUCGCAUUGAAGACCAAAGAGGCCUUCCAGCAGGAGCUACAUAAAAAGGGCUACGGCCCUAUCACUACAGAGAUCCUGGAGGGGCAACUGUUUUACUACGCAGAGGACUAUCACCAGCAGUAUCUGAAGAAGAUGCCAGAUGUGUUUGCAUCCCCUCCCUUGCUCUCCCUUCCCCUCCCUCUGGUUCCUGCAUGGGCGCAGGGUCUCAAUCAGAGCAUCAGGGCUCCAGGAACCGGAGCACAGCAGUCUCUCUGUGCUGCCCAGAGAAGUGCAGCCUUGUCUGGGUCGGUGCAUCUGCAGCCUGAGGGCGAGCUGGGGGAAGUGGGUGAACCCUGGUGCCCCUGCAUGCUGGUUUCACUCGAGGUCUUCUCCGCUGGCACGGCCUGACCCCUGAACUCUGGGAAAGAAAACCCAGCUCAUUCCAGAUACAGUAUGUGCACACGCAGGUUGAUGAUGUAUUGGAACUGUUUUAAAUGUGUCUUCAGACAGGUUAGCUUGAUGCAACAAUACCCUCAUUGAAAACAAAAAAAAGGCAAGCUCACACAUGCAGAGUCGUGCAUUCUCACCACUAUGAGAGAAUGUCAUGAGCCUGUUCCUCCUUCCCUCUGGGAAAAGCGAUGGGUUAAGGGUGGGGGUUGGGGGGUG
Molecule: messenger RNA, 1798 nt
Organism: Notolabrus celidotus (New Zealand spotty)
Lineage: Eukaryota; Metazoa; Chordata; Actinopteri; Labriformes; Labridae
Gene: msrab
Product: mitochondrial peptide methionine sulfoxide reductase
Exons: 9
Coding region: 653-1540 (295 amino acids)
Biological process (GO): cellular response to oxidative stress
Cellular component (GO): cytoplasm
Molecular function (GO): peptide-methionine (S)-S-oxide reductase activity
Source: RefSeq, a predicted model, not a curated record